Molecule: messenger RNA, 942 nt
Organism: Miscanthus lutarioriparius
Lineage: Eukaryota; Viridiplantae; Streptophyta; Magnoliopsida; Poales; Poaceae
Source: the annotation of a GenBank genome assembly
AUGGCUAGGCCAGCUCUUGUGCUCGUGUGCUGCUGCCUGCUGCUGGCGUACGCGGCGGCAGCGCGCGUUCUCGGCGAGGGCGAGCCUUUCGGCGGCCGGAAGAACCCCGCCGACCCGCACCAUUCUCCCGGCUCACACGGGACUCCGCCCUGCUCGCCGACCACGCCUACCACACCUGGCGGUGGCGGCGGCGGCGGCUAUUACCCGCCUUCGCCGGACAUCGGCACUUCCCCGACCGCACCGACAACUCCAGGCGGUGGCGGCGGGUACAAUGCUCCCCCGUCACCGUCCAGUGACACCUCCCCGACUACGCCCGGUGGUGGUGGUGGUGGGUACUACGGUCCUCCUUCGCCGUCCUCUGGCACCUCCCCGACGACGCCCGGUGGUGGUGGUGGCGGGUACAGUGCUCCCCCUUCGCCGUCCAGUGACACCUCCCCAUCGACGCCUGGAGGUGGUGGUGGGUACUACGGGCCCCCUUCGCCGUCCAGUGACACCUCUCCAUCGACGCCUGUGGGUGGUGGUGGGUACUACGGUCCCCCCUCGCCGUCCUCUGACACCUCCCCGACGACGCCCGGCGGCGGUGGUGGAGGGUACAGUGCUCCUCCUUCGCCGUCCUAUGGCACCUCCCCGACGACGCCUGGAGGUGGUGGUGGGUACUACGGCCCCCCUUCGCCGUCCUCUGACACCUCCCCGACCACGCCCGGUGGCGGCGGCUACUGGAUAAUGCACCCGGGCGUGGUGUGGGGCCUGUUCGGCUUCUGGUGCCCGCUGGUGCGGCUGUUCGGCCCGAGCGCGGCGGUGCCGUUCGGGCACGACCUGACCGUGCCGGAGGCGCUGGCGAACACGCGCCAGGACGGCGUGGGCGCGCUCUUCCGCGAGGGCACGGCGUCGCUGCUCAACUCCAUGGUGAACAACAGGUUCCCUUCACGACGCAGGAGGUGA